AUGCCUUCGCCACCCAUGGCAGGAUUCAAGCAGAACCCCCACGCCCCGCUCCGCCUCCUUUCGCUCGACGGAGGCGGAGUGCGCGGUCUUUCGAGCUUGAUGGUCCUGGACGAUCUGAUGGAGAACAUUGCGCACGAGGAAAAGCGCCUGGGCAAGCGCGACCCCGGUCACACCAAGCCGCUCAAGCCGUGCGACUACUUCGAUCUGAUCGGCGGCACCUCGACCGGCGGCAUCAUCGCCGUGCUCCUUGGAAGGCUGCGCCUCGACGUCAAGCAAUGCAUUCGCAUCUACACCAAGCUCGCCGAGGAAAUCUUCAAGAAAGACCGCUCCAUCACCGUCCUCGGCGUGAAGCUGCCCACCAGCUCCACCCGCUUCUCCGGUGCCGUUCUCGAGGCCGCCAUCAAGAGAGCACUCGUCGAGCUCGGCUACAGCGAAGACGAGCCCAUGUGGGACGACUCGCUAUUCGAGGAGAUCAUCGAGCCGCUGGACACCCAAGCCGAGAACAUAUGGGCCGAUCAGCCAACUCCCCCGCGCUUCACCGAAUCGCCUGAGGCGAGCUUCAGCCUCCCAAGAGAAAUCGAGGAGUCGCGCACAACGCUGUGGCAGAGCUACAGCAGCAAAAUGUCCAAAGACUCGGACGCCCUGUCCAUACAGUCAAAAGACGGCCGCACGAGGAGGAACACUUUCCGCAUACACCCCAAGGGCUCUGUCCACCGCCGGCCGAAUCGGAAAGGAUGCCGUACUUUUGUCGUCAGCACCCUCAAGAACGCCCUCGGCCUGCCGCGCAUUCUCUCCACCUACGACCCGAACGAUCGGCAAACGAAGAUCUGGGAGGCCCUGCGCGCCACGUCCGCAGCCCCGACCUUCUUCGAGGAGAUGACGUUCGGCACACCGCGCAUGUCCUACCUUGACGGCGGCGUCGGCUUCAACAACCCCUGCGCUGAGGUCGACUACGCCGCCAAGUCCAUCUGGGAGGGCCGGCCCAUCGGCGUCAUCGUCUCCAUCGGCACCGGCCUCCAGACGAUCCCAUCUGUCAAGAAGGUUGCCAACUGGCUGCCCUUUGGUCUGGGCACCGACAUAGCACUCGCGUCGGCCCUGGUAUCCAUGGCUACGGGCACCGCGCGCGUGGACAACGAAAUGCAACGCAUGUAUUACGGCUCACCUACGCACUACUACCGCUUCGACGUCGAGAGCGGGCUGGCCGACGUAUCUCUCGAGCAGUGGAUGAAGGAGGACGAGAUGGCGGCGCUGACGGAGCAAUACAUGCGCCACCAACUCCAGCGUGCCUACAAACUUAGCGAGCUCAUAGUCAAACUAUCAGCGCUGCCGCCCAAGUUCGACAUCGGCGCGCUCACCUUCCGCUGCGGUAUCGCGGGCAGAGGGCUCGUAGAUGGCGAGUUCGUGUCCGAGGAGCUCGACUUUAAGACGGGCUUCCCGCUCGGCAUCAGGCCCACCUUCAGCGAUAUGCAACGGCUCGAGGCGACCCGCGACACCAGCCCCUCCGGCAAGGCCGGCAUCGCCGUCGAUCCGCACAGCGGCCGUGCCCAGAAGAUCCUGCCCGUGGCCCUCGACCUGGACGGCGACGGCCGCCGCGAGGAGAGCGCGGUGCUGACGUGCCGGCACGCCGAGAACGUGUGCUUGCGCGCGCUGCGUACCGGCAUCCCUCCGGGCAAGUACCGCGUCAAGUUCAUCGUGUGCUUCUUCGAGCCUGCCAAGACUGCUGCUGCUGGAGAGGGCGGCCAGGUGGGUGUGGCAGACAACAACAUCCAGCCGCCGACGGAGCUCGUCUUCUCGGUCGGCAAGCCCUUCGACACCAAAACCUUCGGCACCCGCUACGUCGACGUCAAAAUCACGCCCGACAUCGUGCCCGUGCUGCUGCACCCGGAUGCCGUGCGCGUGCGCGUCGGCCGCACGCGGUACGCCGACAAGAAGGGCAAAGGCUGGGUCGAGAUCGCGGGCGACGUCGAAGCCGAGGUGGGCCUAGAUGGCGCCCUGGGCCUGAUGGUGACGAAGAAGUUCGAGGAGGGCGUCGUCGUCGGCGGGUGGAGCUUUGGCGGCGUGCGGUUGGAGCCUGUUUUUGACGAGUGA
This is a messenger RNA of Lasiodiplodia theobromae, 2088 nucleotides long. Its product is annotated as Patatin/Phospholipase A2-related protein. Bases 1 to 2088 code for a protein of 695 amino acids. The record is from RefSeq and is a predicted model, not a curated record. Gene Ontology annotation, cellular component: membrane. Gene Ontology annotation, biological process: arachidonate metabolic process. The transcript has a single exon. Lineage: Eukaryota; Fungi; Ascomycota; Dothideomycetes; Botryosphaeriales; Botryosphaeriaceae.